AUGCCCGAGUACAAUCUAAAAUUCGCCGGCAACCCCGAGACCACAACCCGUAAACGCCUGAUGAUAGUGUGCCAUCCCGAUGACGAGGUUAUAUUUGGGGGAGAGGAGCUUCUGAACCAUCCUGGCGAGUGGGUGGUGGUGUACAUCACGAACGAUCACAGACGCCCAAAAGGUGUCAAGAAGAUGGUGGAGGCCCUCAAUCUCAACGAGGCAAUCAUCUUCGGUCUCGCCGAUAGCAUGGUGGACGAGUUCAAAUAUCCUAUCGAGUUUGUGGAAGAGAUCUACAAACUUCUGUGCAGCCAGGUGUGGGAUCAGAUUGCCACUCACGGAGAAGAUGGCGAGUACGGCCACCGGCAACACAUCGCACUACACCAGAUUGUGUACCAUCUGAUGCAGAAAGUGGGAAUAUUCGCAAACAAUUGGACGAAGAUCACCGACUUCACACUAGAUACGAAGUUGCACCGAACCAGCAACAAGGAAAAUAUAAUGAAAAGACAGGAGCUGUGUCGCGACAUCUAUUACAGAAGCAACAAGAAAUGGAUGCGAAUGAUAGAGAAAUCUGGGACCGUCACCCACAGGUCGAAUACGGAUAAAAGUGACUAUGACAUCACAGACCUGCUGUGCGAAUAG
This is a messenger RNA of Sphaeroforma arctica JP610, 630 nucleotides long. RefSeq lists its product as hypothetical. Bases 1 to 630 code for a protein of 209 amino acids. The transcript has 4 exons. Lineage: Eukaryota; Ichthyosporea; Ichthyophonida. The record is from RefSeq and is a predicted model, not a curated record.